This is a messenger RNA of Anoplopoma fimbria (sablefish), 1133 nucleotides long. It is a transcript of the gene ribc2, whose product is annotated as RIB43A domain with coiled-coils 2. The transcript has 7 exons. NCBI's taxonomy places the organism in Eukaryota, Metazoa, Chordata, Actinopteri, Perciformes, Anoplopomatidae. The record is from RefSeq and is a predicted model, not a curated record. Bases 47 to 1090 code for a protein of 347 amino acids.
GAUACUUUUCAAGUUUAACACCGCAACAAACUAUAUUCCAGUCGAAAUGUUUAACGUUGAUUUACUCUCAGACCCCAUACAUCUGCAGAGGUGUCGCGACAGAGAGACUGGAAGACAAGAAAGGGUUUUCAAUGACAAAGUGAGGACCAUCGGGGUUGACAAGGAAGCCUUAAACACACAGAUGAAAGAAAAAGAGAGACAAAAACAGGCAGCUAAAGACGAACUAAGCGCUCAAGAUGCUGGGAUGCUCCAUAACAGCAAAGUAGCCUGCCUCCUCCAUAGCAGAGAAGUAAAGGAGAAGCGUGCGAUGGAAAAGGCCACUGCCGACUACCGACAUCCGUAUCAGCAGCCUCGGUGCCAGCGGGAGUUUGACCUAAAAGAACCAGACCGCAGUAGAGGAACAGACCUAGGUGAUGCACAGAUGAUGCUCCCUGGCCUGGUGGGCGAAGACCCCGACCGUGAGAGCAGACAGCAGAGACAGAAGGAGCAGCUCAGAGAGUGGCUCAUUCAGCAGCAAAGUGAGCGAGCAGCAGAGAGGCACCAACGAAAGCUGGAGGAGCAGCACUGUGACCAAAGCAGAGUAGACAUGGACAACAAAGCUCUGCAGCUUCAGAGCAUUGAGAUGGAGAGGAAAAAAGCAGCAACUAUUGCCACUAAGGAGUACAAUCUGGCCAAGAUUGAAGAGAAGGGUACUUUGAACCAGCUGCGAGGUGAGCUAACAGGCAUAGGUGCUGAACCCACCCUGGGCAUGCUGGGAGUGCCUGGUCUUUGUCCCAGCAGUGAUAGGAGAGUCCCUCCGGAGAGCCUGCAGCAGCUCAUCCAGUUCCAGAAAUAUCAGAUAGAGGAGAAAAAGAGGGCAGAACUAGAGAAAAAGCAAGAGGAGGAACAACAUGAUCGUGUCCGUUUGGUCUCGGGUCGGACAGCUCUGUUAAUAGAGAGGCAGCAGGCAAAACUGAACAAGCAGCUGAGACGACAACUGGACAACACCAAUGUCAAGCUGGCAGAAAUACACAAACAACAGAAACCGGACAUUGAAAGAGGAAGCAUUGACGACAGCUUCUUCUCCAAAUUCAACACCUGCAGCAGAUGAUCGAUGACUGGUGAUGCAUCAGAAGAACAUGAAAUAAACUACG